AUGUUGGCAAAAUCUGAUCGUGCUGACACUGAUGAAGUAAAUAGCAAUGUCCCAACUUCUAAACAAGAAAGUAGUAAGGCUAGAGCAAAUCGCAAUGGGACCAAAGAUACAACUAUCAUAUUUGAAGCUAGAGUGCUUGCACGAGCAUACGCUAUCCAAGAGAGGGAGGACGCUACGGCGUCUGAUGUUAUUGUUGGUAUAUUCUAUCUCUUUGAUGUUACUGUGUGUGCAUUGAUUGACCCUAGGUCAACUGAGUUUGAUGCUCAAGUUAAAAAUCCAUUGGGUCAAAGUGCGAUAGUUAAUUUAAUAUGUUCUAAGUGUCCGCUGAGAAUUCAGGGUUAUGACUUUCCUACUGAUUUGAUGUUGUUACCCUUUCGCGAAUUUGUUAUCAUUUUUGGAAUGGGUUGGUUGACGUUACACAAUAUUGUGGUGAACUAUAGAUUGAAACGGGUUGAUCUGACGUGUCAGACGGGUGAAAUGAUUACAGUUGAGUCAGAUAGAUCAAACAGUAUUACCAGAGAAUUGAAUUUUGAUCAAGUACCAAUUUUAAAUGAGUUUACAAACAUGUUCCCUGAAGAGUUACCGGGAUUACCUCCAAAAUGUGAAGUUGAAUUUGUGAUUGACUUGAUGCCUGAGAUUGUUUCGAUAUCAAUUGCACCAUAUCGAAUGACACCAACUGAGUUGAAAGAACUUAAAGCACAGUUGCAAGAGUUGUCAAACUGA
Gossypium raimondii (Peruvian cotton) is the source of this 723-nucleotide messenger RNA. RefSeq lists its product as uncharacterized. The record is from RefSeq and is a predicted model, not a curated record. NCBI's taxonomy places the organism in Eukaryota, Viridiplantae, Streptophyta, Magnoliopsida, Malvales, Malvaceae. Bases 1 to 723 code for a protein of 240 amino acids. The transcript has 3 exons.